GACGAGUAUAUGAUCAAGCCAGAAGCUGUUGCUCCAUCCAAGGACACUUCUGAGUGGCCAUUAUUGUUGAAAAACUACGAUAAGUUAUUAGUUAGAUCCGGACAUUAUACUCCAAUUCCAGCAGGAUGUUCUCCAUUGAAAAGAGAUAUCAAAUCUUAUAUUUCAUCAGGGGUUAUUAAUUUAGAUAAACCAUCCAAUCCAUCAUCGCACGAAGUUGUUGCUUGGAUCAAAAGAAUCUUAAGAAGUGAAAAAACUGGUCAUUCAGGUACUUUAGAUCCAAAAGUUACCGGAUGUUUAAUUGUUUGUAUUGACCGUGCCACUAGAUUGGUUAAAUCCCAACAAGGUGCCGGUAAAGAGUAUGUUUGUAUCGUUAGAUUACAUGAUGAAUUAAAAGACGCUAAAGAUAUGGGUAGAUCAUUAGAAAAUUUAACCGGUGCUCUUUUCCAAAGACCACCAUUGAUUUCUGCUGUUAAAAGACAAUUAAGAGUCCGUACUAUUUAUGAUUCUAACUUGAUCGAAUUCGAUAACAAAAGAGGUUUAGGUGUUUUCUGGGCUUCUUGUGAAGCUGGUACUUAUAUGAGAACUUUAUGUGUCCAUUUAGGUAUGUUAUUGGGUGUUGGGGGUCAUAUGCAAGAAUUACGUCGUGUUCGUUCUGGUGCUCUUGGUGAAAACGAUAACUUGGUCACUUUACAUGAUGUUUUAGAUGCUCAAUACGUUUAUGAUAAUAAAAGAGAUGAAUCUUACUUAAGAAGAAUCAUUCAACCUUUAGAAACUUUAUUAGUUGGUUAUAAAAGAGUUGUGGUUAAAGAUUCUGCCGUUAACUCUGUUUGUUACGGGGCUAAAUUAAUGAUUCCUGGUUUAUUACGUUACGAAGAAGGUAUUGAAUUAUACGAUGAAGUUGUUUUGAUCACUACUAAAGGUGAAGCUAUCGCUAUUGGUAUUGCUCAAAUGACUACUGUUGAUUUACAAACUUGUGAUCACGGUAUUGUUGCUAAAGUUAAAAGAUGUAUCAUGGAACGUGAUACUUACCCAAGAAGAUGGGGAUUAGGUCCAGUUGCUCAAAAGAAAAAACAAUUAAAAGCUGAUGGUAAAUUAGAUAAAUUUGGUAGAGCUAAUGAAAAAACUCCUGAUAGUUGGAAAUCUGAAUAUAAGGACCACGAUGAAACUCCUGCUCCUCCUGUUCCUGAAAGCAAGUUGGCUGCUCCUGAAAUUCAAACUCCAAAGAAAAAAUUAGUUGAAGAAGUUGAAGAAACUACCACCAUUGAAACUUCCGAAGAUAAGGAUGAUGAAAAGAAAGAAAAGAAGGAAAAGAAGGAAAAGAAAGAAAAGAAAGAUAAAAAGGAAAAGAAAGAAAAGAAAGAAAAGAAGGAAAAGAAAGAUAAAAAACGUAAAGCUGAUGAUGAUGAAGAUAAAUCUGAAAAGAAAAAGAAAUCUAAGAAAUAAUUCAUUCGAUUUCUUUAAUUCAUCAUUCACAUUAUUAAAUAGAUGUUUACCACAUCUUAUAAAGCAUAAGUUUUCAAUCUCACGGCUAUUAGCAUGACCUCCCCUUUUAUUCAUUUUCUUCUUGAAAGAUACUUAUCGUCAUUUUAAA
This is a messenger RNA of Hyphopichia burtonii NRRL Y-1933, 1591 nucleotides long. Its product is annotated as pseudouridine synthase. Gene Ontology annotation, molecular function: RNA binding; pseudouridine synthase activity. The annotation marks the transcript as partial. The record is from RefSeq and is a predicted model, not a curated record. Lineage: Eukaryota; Fungi; Ascomycota; Pichiomycetes; Serinales; Debaryomycetaceae. Gene Ontology annotation, cellular component: box H/ACA snoRNP complex. Gene Ontology annotation, biological process: mRNA pseudouridine synthesis; box H/ACA sno(s)RNA 3'-end processing; rRNA pseudouridine synthesis. The transcript has a single exon.